AUAUCAAAACUGUAAAAUCUAAAAAAGUACAAGGGGGUGAAGUGCAAAACCACCAUACCAACACGGCAUUGCAUGUAUUUAAGGCCUUAACUUCCGUAUCAAAAGAGCAAAUCGGUUGAAAUCGCUGAAUCGGUUCACGUUUUCUCUCGAUCUAUCAAAUUCUCAGUUCUUAGUAUCUGCUGCAAAAAUUCAUUCUGAUCUCUAGAGAUGUUCAAAAUCCCCCCUCAUCAAGUUGCUGGACACCAUGCUAGUAACGGAACCCUCGGUCCCCUAGUCGAUGAUUCCGGUCGUUUUUACAAGCCUCUCCAAGGUGAUGAACGUGGGUCUGCCGAAGUCACAUUCUAUAAACAGUUUUCUACCAAUACCGAAAUCCCAGAUCGAAUUCGUAGAUUCUUCCCUGUUUUCUACGGUACUCAAGUUAUGAAAGCAUCCGAUGGUUUUGAGCACCCUCACAUCAUGUUACAAGAUCUUGCUUCAUCUCGUUCAAAUCCGACCAUUAUGGACAUCAAAAUCGGCUCCAGAACGUUUGGGCCCGAAGCUUCGGACGAUUACAUUGAGAAGUGCUUGAAAAGAGACCGUGAAACCACUACUCUUCGAUUAGGAUUCAGGAUAUCAGGUUUGCAAGUUUACGUUAGCGAAGAGCUCGGGUUUUAUAAGCCUUCAAGAGAUCUUGUCCUCAAAAGCAGCAUAGACGACGUUAAAUUGUUAUUUAGGAGAUUCGUUUCCUCUAAUUCAUCUGGUUCCGACCCUGACUAUGCUUUAGCCUCAAAAGUCUAUGGUGGGCCUAACGGGAUUUUGGCACAAUUAUUGGAACUCAAGACAUGGUUCGAGGAUCAAACUAUCUACCACUUUUGUGCUUGUUCGCUUCUUUUCAUGUUCGAAAAGACGAUGGCGUCAAAAGGGGAGACUUCAAAUGCACAAGUCAAACUUAUUGAUUUCGCACACGUUACAGAAGGUAGGGGUGUGAUCGAUCACAACUUCUUGGGUGGACUGUGUUCUUUGAUUAAGUUCAUAUCCGAAGUACUUAAAGAUCCUGAAGAUCACAAGACUCCAGGAGGAGAUACGCUAGAAUCAACCAUUUUAGUUAACAAUGGUCACUGAUAAACGGGUUUCUUGCAGUCGAUUAAAUCGAAAUCGUCUGAUGAUCAUUAACACGGU
Molecule: messenger RNA, 1158 nt
Organism: Cynara cardunculus var. scolymus (artichoke)
Lineage: Eukaryota; Viridiplantae; Streptophyta; Magnoliopsida; Asterales; Asteraceae
Product: inositol polyphosphate multikinase alpha-like
Exons: 3
Coding region: 208-1101 (297 amino acids)
Biological process (GO): inositol phosphate biosynthetic process
Cellular component (GO): nucleus; cytoplasm
Molecular function (GO): inositol tetrakisphosphate kinase activity; inositol-1,4,5-trisphosphate 3-kinase activity
Source: RefSeq, a predicted model, not a curated record